Larimichthys crocea (large yellow croaker) is the source of this 935-nucleotide messenger RNA. RefSeq names its product AFG2 interacting ribosome maturation factor (gene airim). Gene Ontology annotation, cellular component: cytoplasm; nucleus. The record is from RefSeq and is a predicted model, not a curated record. NCBI's taxonomy places the organism in Eukaryota, Metazoa, Chordata, Actinopteri, Sciaenidae. The transcript is spliced from 5 exons. Bases 86 to 682 code for a protein of 198 amino acids.
GCGUGUUUGCGUUUCGUCGAGAAGAACAGGCUCUCGGCCAAUCACAGCGUCGAACGUCAGUGUUUACAUCAGGAGGAAAACGGAAAUGAAUCCAGGCAACAUGCAGGCUCUGAGGAAAAGCUUCCACAGUCUUGAAAACAGUCAGGACGUAUGGAGCAGCGUGCUGGCGGAGUGCAGCCCUCUCAUGGACUCUUUCGGGAAUCUGGCGGAGCAGUCCAGAGCGCUGUCCAACGUCCAGCUGUCCAACACCCCGCUCAGAGACUUCCCUGACCUGCAGGAGCGGCUGCGCUUCAAGCUCCUACAAGCCACGGACACCGUACUGAGCAAAAUCAAUGAGAAGAUGUCUUCUCUUCAGUCUGUCAGAGACUCCAUCAGUAACCAGGUGUCUGCAGUCCUGCAGGUCUAUGAGCAGAACACAGACAGUCUGGACCUGCUCACUAUGACGGAGCGCUUGGCCAUCACCCCAUCACUCUGUGACAUGCUGCAGUGGCUGCAGGAUGCUGAGUGUCACUAUCGACAACAAUUUCUGAGGAGGAAGACUCUGCUGCAGACUCUGAGGGCAGACGAUCUCUCCAGUUUAGAGUCUGCUCCCAAAAGAUGGAAAUCCUUAGAGUCUCCCAGUGCAGAAGACUGCAUCACAGAUACACUUUGCAAAGUGUCCUUCUUUGUUGAAUCCCAGUGAAGAGAAUGGAAGUGAACUGAAGUCUGAGCAGCCUGUGAAUCGUUUCUUUGACGUGUACCUCAGGUGGACAUUUCCUGUGGAUUUUAGGAAAAAGAACUGUUCUUGGGUGGAAAGUGUGUGCAUGUACCAGACUUUGAUAAUUCAAGAUGAAGAGGAAUUUAAAACAUUGCACAAGAUGCAUUCUUCCACAAAAAAGGCCCAAUUGGAACCAUGUCAUACUUGACUUAUGACAAAAUAAAUGUAUUUCUGAGAA